AUGCUAUUUGGCUCCAUAGAGGAAGUCAUUGACUAUUAUAUGAAUUAUGGAAAGCAAGCGGGUUUUGGUGUGACACAAAAGAAGAAGAUAAAGUAUGAAAAUGAAGAUGUACAUUACAUCACUCUGACAUGUGCUCGCAAAGACAAAGCAUCAUUCAGUUCAAGUAAUAACCUUUGCAAGGCUAGCAAAACAAGCAAAACGGGGUGUAAGGCUACUUUGAAUGCAGCGUUAGUGGACACAUCGUGGUAUGUGACAAAUGUAAAUCUAGGGCAUAAUCACGACUUAAGCCCAGGUAAAGCAAGAUACUUUCGGUGCAACAAGAAGUUGGAUCCUGCUACGAAAAGAAAGUUUGAUAUAGAUGAUAGAGCUGGAAUCCGAGGUGCCGCAACACUUCGUGACUAUUUCAAUAGAAUGCGGAAAGUAAAUGAUGAUUUUUAUUUUGAUAUAGAUGUGGAUGAUGAGUGUAGGCUGAGAAAUGUGUUUUGGGCUGAUGCACGAAGGGCGGUUUUAAUUUCAAGUGAGGAUACGGCGUCAUUUGUUUGGUUGUUUGAGACAUGGUUGAAAUGCAUGAAGGGCCGUGCGCCAAGGGCAAUUAUUACAGAUCAAGAUAGGAGUCUGCUUGAGUGUUAUAAUCUGGAAGAGAAUGCAUGGCUGCGUGGUUUAUACAGUGAACGAACAUUUUGGGUACCAGCAUAUUUGAAUGAUGUAUUUUGGGCCGGCAUGACUACCACACAACGUAGUGAGAGUAUGAAUGCCUUUUUUGAUGGUUAUGUGCAAUCGUCCACCUCAUUGAAGGAAUUUGUGGAUCAAUACGAUAACGCUUUGCGUAGGAAGGUUGAGGUUGAGAAUGUUGCUGAUUUCGAUUCCUUCAAUACCACCAUUUCAUGUGUGAGCUAUUGGCCCUUUGAGAAGCAAUUCCAAAAAAUUUACACCCAUGCAAAGUUUAGAGAAGUUCAGAAGGAGAUUUCAGAGAUUAUGUAUUGUGGUUCUUCUCUUUUAAAAAGUGAAUGUGGAAUUCGUACCUAUCAGGUGAUCGAACGGGUAGAAAUUAAUGAAUCCUAUAGGAAAAAAAUCGUUUUUAAUGUUUGCUACAAUGGCCCUGUAUGUGAAGUAAAUUGUAGCUGUCAUUUGUUUGAAUCAAGAGGAAUUUUGUGCAAACAUGCCAUAUCCGUGUUGACUACAUUUGAAGAUGUGGAUUUGUUGCCUGAAAAGUAUUUUCUAAAUCGAUGGAGGAAGGAUUUGAAGCGGCCAUAUAAGUUAAUCAAGAGUAGUUAUGAUCCUUUGAGUGGCAACCCUACUGCAGAUCGAUAUGCUGAACUGAGCAAAAAUGUGCUGAAGUUGGCCGCUAUUGCAGCACCAAACGUGGAUCAUUGCAUUGAAGUGCAAAAGUAUGUUGAUAUGCUAAUUAAGAAAUUUAGCGGUCCAAGCUGUGAACAAAGUCAACCUUCCCAAUCACUCCCAAGUGCAAAAGAUCUCCCAAGUGCACCUAUGAUCGAUAAUGGAGCCAUAGAUUGUAUGGAGGUGGAGGUGUGUAGUCCGCUUGUGGCUCGGACUAAAAGCGCGCGACCAUCAAUCAGAAAAGUGUCUGUGGUUGAAAAAGUGGUGGGGAAAAAGUCAUCAAAAGGAGGAAAUAAGAAAUAG
Alnus glutinosa is the source of this 1641-nucleotide messenger RNA. Its product is annotated as protein FAR-RED IMPAIRED RESPONSE 1-like. Gene Ontology annotation, molecular function: zinc ion binding. The record is from RefSeq and is a predicted model, not a curated record. Gene Ontology annotation, biological process: regulation of DNA-templated transcription. NCBI's taxonomy places the organism in Eukaryota, Viridiplantae, Streptophyta, Magnoliopsida, Fagales, Betulaceae. The coding region runs from base 1 to 1641 and encodes 546 amino acids. The transcript is spliced from 4 exons.